AUGGCUACAGAACAAUCACCUUCAGUUUUAGAAUCUACAUCUAGAAAACGUCAACGUCGUUUAAGACAAGAUCCACAAUUUAUAUUUGAAAAUCCAACAACAAAUGAAAUUGAAAUGGAUACUACACCUAAAUCAAAUAAACAAAAUUUAAUAAAAAUAAAAACAAGAUCCGUACAUUCCGUUGAUGAUAAUUCAAUUGGUGCUGAUCUAUAUGAACCAGGUGAUAUUGUUUGGUCAAAAUUAGGUAGUUUUCCAUGGUGGCCAGCUCUUAUCUAUCGAUGCAAUGCUGAAGGUGGAAUAUAUACAAAAACAUUCAAUUCAAAUAAUAAAACAAAACGACAAUUUUUUGUAUAUUUCUAUGGAAAAUAUCUUGAAUAUGCAUGGUUAUCAACACGUUCAUUAUUAAAAUAUGCUGGUUUAAAUACUUUUAUUCAAAAUGCUGAAACAGCCGUUCGACAAGCUUCAACAAAAUCAGAAAAAUUAGAAUUAGCUAAUCGUUAUCAAUUAAAAGUUUCAAUGAAAAAACGUAUACAAUGGGAUGAAGCUAUUGAAUUAGCAGAUAAGGCAUUAACAAUGACAAAAGAUGAACGAAUUAAACAAUUUAGUGAUUUAUUAGAUGAUGUUAAAGUUGAUAAAAAAAAAUUAAAGAAUGAUGAAAUUCGUCGAAAAGUUUCUAUUGAUAAAAAUAAUGAUUUAAAAACAAAAUCAAAUAAACAUCCUAAACGAAUACGUUCAUUAUCAUCAUCACUUUCUUCUGAAUUACCUGAUCAAAUAAAUACGGUAGAAAAAAUUUCUCAACCAUCAAUUGAAAUUCAAAAUGAAAUAAUACAAUCAAAUAAUAAUAUAAAUAUGAAUGAAGAACCGAUGAAAAAGAAACGAGGUCGAAAAUCAAAAUCUACUUUAACAAUAAACGAACAAGAUAAUAAAACAUUAAAUUCAUCAAUAUCAAAUAACAAUAAUACUUAUUCAAUAAGAUCAAGAUUAAAUCAAUCAAUAUCUACAUCAAAUGAAAAAGAAAUUUCAUCAUUACUUACAAAUACAAAAAAAUUAAAUAAUGAUAAUGAAAUAGAAUAUGAAUAUGUACCAACAACUCAUGAUCAACAAACAUCAUGUCCAUUUAUAUAUUUUUCUUAUGCUAAUAUUCCACCAUUAUCAAAUUAUGAACAAAAACAAAUUGUUGAAAAUAUUUUAAAUUAUAAUAAAGAAAAAAUUUUAACAUUAGAUGAAGCUCGAUUAUUUGCUAUGAAUAAAGCUAUUGAAAUAGUCUAUGAAAAUCAUAAUUAUCGAAUGGAUAAUAUAUCAUCAGAAUGGUUUUAUGAUUCUAUUUUAUUAAAAUAUCCUUCAAUUGUAUUUAAAUAUCGUUCAUGGUUUGAUCAUGUUAAACCAGAUAUUAUUCCUGAUGGAACUGAUAUAAUUAAAUUAAAACAAUGGCAAAUAGCUCUUAUGAUUCAAGCACAAAUUAAAGCUGAACAGCGGCAACAAUUAUCAAAUGAAAAAUUAAAUUAA
Messenger RNA from Rotaria sp. Silwood1, 1506 nucleotides. NCBI's taxonomy places the organism in Eukaryota, Metazoa, Rotifera, Eurotatoria, Philodinida, Philodinidae. The record is from the annotation of a GenBank genome assembly.